This is a messenger RNA of Durio zibethinus, 2232 nucleotides long. NCBI's taxonomy places the organism in Eukaryota, Viridiplantae, Streptophyta, Magnoliopsida, Malvales, Malvaceae. The record is from RefSeq and is a predicted model, not a curated record.
CCCUUCUCCCGCCACGACAAAAGGGCCCACAGUAUUCCUUUCCUCUGUCUCUACGCUUUACUUGUCUCUUUUUAUAAGGAAAAAACGAAGAAAAUUCAAAAUCUAUAUUUCAACACCACAUUUUUUUAGAAGGAAAGAAAAAAAGAAAUCCAUAAAUGGACUUACCGGUGAUAGAUCUAGCAACGUAUUUGGAGACCGCUGGGAAUCGGGAAGGUGAAUCAGCAAAGCGAGCGAGUGAACUCAACGAGUUGUGCCGCGAGGUGAGUCGCCUGCUGAAGGAAACGGGGGCGUUACUGGUUCAGGAUCCGCGGUGUACGGCUGAAGACAAUGAUCGGUUCAUUGAUAUGAUGGAGAAGUACUUCGAGAAGCCAGACGAGUUCAAGCGCUUGCAGGAGCGUCCCUAUUUACAUUACCAGGUUGGAGUAACACCAGAGGGAGUGGAAGUGCCAAGAAGCUUGGUCGAUGAAGAAAUGCAAGAGAAGUUAAGGGCAAUGCCUAAAGAGUACCAACCAUACACUCCCAAGGGGCCUGAUCCCAAGUGGCGAUACAUGUGGAGAGUGGGCCCUCGCCCUUUCAAUACCCGCUUUCAGGAACUUAAUUCAGAACCUGUCAUACCUGAAGGUUUCUCUGAAUGGAAAGAGACCAUGGACUCUUGGGGAUACAAAAUGAUAUCAGCAAUAGAGGCUGUUGCUGAAAUGGCAGCAAUUGGAUUUGGGCUGCCAAAAGACGCAUUUACUUCCCUUAUGAAGCAGGGGCCACAUCUUCUAGCUCCAACAGGGAGUGACCUCAGACGAUAUGGGCAGGAGGGCACUGUGUUUGCAGGCUACCACUAUGACCUUAACUUUCUAACUAUCCAUGGCAGAAGUAGGUUCCCUGGUCUAAACAUCUGGUUAAGGAAUGGGCAAAAGAUUGAGGUGAAGGUUCCUUUAGGAUGUCUUCUAAUUCAGGCCGGGAAGCAGAUAGAAUGGUUGACGGCUGGUGAGUGCAAUGCUGGCAUGCAUGAAGUUGUUGUCACAAAGAGGACAAUUGAUGCUAUAAAGUUAGCAUCGGAGCAAAAUCAUAGCCUAUGGAGAGUAUCCUCUACGUUGUUUGCACACAUAGCUUCGGAUGCUGUGUUAAAGCCUCUAGGACACUUUGCAGAAUCAUCCCUUGCAAGCAAAUAUCCACCCACAUGUGCGGGAGAAUUUGUCGAACAAGAGCUUGCAGUAAUUAAUCUGAAAGGAAAUAAAGGGAAAUCAUGACAAAUUGUUUCUUGUUAUGUUUCCUGGAACAAGGCGAGGGCACUGCUUGUAGCCGCACAUUCUUCUCAGCACUUGUGCAGCUAAUACCCUGCAGAGCUGCAGUUUCUUCCUUUAGCCCCGUUCCACCAAGUGAGUCCUGCUGCAAUGCCAUAAAAGCUCUGGGGCAACCUUGUUCGUGUGUUCUUGUAAAUGGCCCUCCCAUAUCUGGUGCUGCAGCUGCCUAAGAAAUGCACUGCCAACACAAAUAACGAAGAAGAAGCAAGUAUGAUUUUUACGAGCAAGUCUGUUGAGAGCUCGUGAGAACCUUUCCCAGUUAUUGCUAUUGGUAAAUUGCCCAAAUAAAAGGGAUAUAUGGACGUUAAAAAUUAAGUAUUAUUAUAAUUAUGUAUAAGCUCGUGGGUUUGGCUUCUGGAACUUCUUCCUUCGGAACUUCUUCUUCUUUUAAAUAGAUUGCUUAGUUAGUUGCAUUUUAUAGCUUACUUCCCUUGGUUAGAGUUCAUUGUCUCCAUUUUCUUUUAUAGUAAGUAUGUGUCUUCCUCCUCUAUGAAGCCAUGGUAAUGCUUUUUUUAGAAAUUUAGGGUCAUUGCCAGUCUUUGUGAGGCUAAAAGCGUAAUUUUAGCUUAAAUUCUUCUUUCUAUUAGUUACUAAUAUUAUCUGGCAGUCUUAUAAAAAUCCCCAAAAGGGAAACAUCAUUCAGCUAGUGUAAAAUAAAACAUAUACAAAUCAUAUCCUGAUGAAUUUUAAUCUAUAAACUUUCCUCAUACAAAUCAUAUCUCUUUGACAUUUGCAUUAAACCAGUAGCAAUAUCUUCACUAGACAACAGAAUUGAAUUAUAUCCAUUACACUUAGUGGAAAAAUCCAAUAAAGAUUUCAGCAAAACACUGCAAUUUAUCAUUACUUUAUUAAUUUAUUUAUUUUUAUAAUUGAGAAAAUUCUGUUUGGCCACAAUGGGAGCUGGACAAUCAGAACCAUAUCAGAUUGAGUCAGAUAG